Notechis scutatus (mainland tiger snake) is the source of this 1473-nucleotide messenger RNA. NCBI's taxonomy places the organism in Eukaryota, Metazoa, Chordata, Lepidosauria, Squamata, Elapidae. The record is from RefSeq and is a predicted model, not a curated record.
GUCCUGGAGGUGGAAAUGUGGAGAUUUCAGGCACGCAGGCUGAGUGGAUUCGUCUCUGCUUUGGCAGCUCUUUGUCUGGCCUGCUGCGCCCAAAGCCCAGCCACUGGGAAUAUAUCCGUGGUUAAAGAUAUUGUGGACAAAUUGCUGAAAGGGUAUGAUGUCCGUCUCCGGCCUGACUUUGGAGGUAACCCUGUUACUGUCGGAAUGAGCAUCCAUAUUUCGAGCAUUGAUCAGAUUUCUGAAGUGAAUAUGGACUAUACCAUCACCAUGUACUUCCAGCAAAGUUGGCAAGAUAAACGUCUAGCAUAUAGUGAUCUAGCUCUAAAUCUCACCCUGGAUAAUCGGGUGGCUGACCAGCUGUGGCUCCCUGACACAUAUUUCCUAAAUGACAAGAAGUCCUUCCUGCAUGGGGUAACAGUCAAGAACCGGAUGAUCCGGCUUCACCCAGAUGGGACUGUUCUUUAUGGCUUGAGAAUCACUACCACGGCUGCUUGCAUGAUGGACUUAAGGAGAUACCCCCUCGACCAGCAAAAUUGCACUUUGGAAAUUGAGAGCUAUGGCUACACAGUUGAUGACAUCGUUUUCUUUUGGCAAGGAAACAAUUCAGCUGUGACAGGGAUGGAGGUCCUUGAGCUGCCCCAGUUCACCAUCAUUGAGCAAAGACUUGUCACCAGAGAAGCAAAGUUUACCACAGGUUCCUAUCUUCGCUUAUCGCUCAGCUUUCGAAUAAAACGGAACAUUGGUUAUUUCAUCCUUCAGACAUACAUGCCUUCCAUUCUCAUCACAAUUCUUUCCUGGGUCUCUUUCUGGAUCAAUUAUGAUGCCUCUGCAGCCCGGGUUGCCCUAGGGGUCACCACAGUCCUCACCAUGACAACCAUCAACACGCACCUCCGGGAAACCCUGCCCAAAAUCCCCUAUGUCAAAGCCAUCGACGUCUAUCUCAUGGGCUGCUUUGUUUUCGUGUUCCUGGCGCUCCUGGAAUAUGCCUUCGUCAACUACAUUUUCUUCGGCCGAGGCUCCAGGCAGCAGAAGAAACAGAGCGAGCGUCUCAACAAGAUGACUAACGAGAAGCACCGAUAUGAGGAGAAGCGGGUGGACCCUUAUGGCAACAUUCUUCUCAGCUCCUUGGAAAUGAACAAUGAAUUAUUAGCUUCUGAUAUGAUGACCUCAGGAGGAGAAUCACGAAACUCUGUCAUGUCCUUUGAAGGAUCAGGAAUCCAGUUCCGCAAGCAGCUGGGACCCCGAGAUGGUUUUGGGCAUCACCCACCGCUAGAACGCCACGUCCCACUGACCCACCAUGCAGCAGCCCGUAAUCGUGCCAACUGCCGACUCCGCCGACGAUCGUCCAAGCUGAAGCUCAAAAUUCCUGACCUAGCAGAUGUCAGCACCAUUGACAAAUGGUCAAGGAUCAUUUUCCCCAUCACUUUUGGAUUCUUCAACCUGGUUUAUUGGUUGUACUAUGUAAAUUGAUGC